Messenger RNA from Coregonus sp. 'balchen', 3019 nucleotides. NCBI's taxonomy places the organism in Eukaryota, Metazoa, Chordata, Actinopteri, Salmoniformes, Salmonidae. The record is from the annotation of a GenBank genome assembly.
AUGUGUGACGACGAAGAGAGCACUGCCCUUGUGUGUGACAAUGGGUCCGGUCUGUGCAAGGCAGGCUUCGCCGGGGACGACGCCCCCAGAGCAGUAUUCCCCUCCAUUGUGGGCCGUCCCAGACAUCAGGUGAGCCGCCAUUCGUCCAUCAUAAGAGAGGCUGGAUGUAACCGACUUCUGAUUGGGUGAUUGGAAUGCAUCCACUUUUUGACCGUAGUCUUUCACGGUCCCUGUUAUAUUCUUAAUUUCAAAGCAUUUUUAUUUAAAUAUUUCACUUUUUUUUUCUCAUUACUUUACCCAUCAUGGUUAAAUCUCCACACAGCAAAGCCUAUUUGUUGAAUUUCAGUGCUAGCAAUAGCAUCCACUUUACAGUGUGGUGAGUGUGUUUCUGACCAGCCUGUUCCUCUCCUCAGGGUGUGAUGGUGGGUAUGGGACAGAAAGACAGUUAUGUGGGUGACGAGGCACAGAGCAAAAGAGGUAUCUUGACCCUGAAGUACCCCAUCGAACACGGCAUCAUCACAAACUGGGAUGACAUGGAAAAAGUAAGCCUACCACACCCUACCACACCCCACCACACCCUACAAGAAAACAAUGACACACAGACUCAUAAACACACAUGAUUUAGACGACCAUACAAAAAUUGCAUUGGAACACAGUAACACAUUCUAACAUGGAAUUUGAUGUACUUAAAUUUUCCAUCAUGGCACCCAAAAAUAGCCCCUCAGCCAACACAACUCCCCGGAUGGCACUUUGGGAUCCAUCCAGUGGCAUUUAGAUCCAGGAUCUAUUCUCAGAACUACUACAUGAUCAUUGGUUAGAUAAAGAUGGAGUUAGCUAAAGAGAUGUUAUGCUAAUGGUACCCCCGUCCUCCACCAUGCAAGUUUUGUCAUGUAAUCUAACUAUGACUCAUCCCCGGUGACUAAGAGACAAACAUGUCAACCAAUUAGCUCAGGGCACACACUGUCAUCCCCUCAACAGAUGCAUGCAACAGAUGGUGUUAUUCACUUAGAAUCGCACAUUUCUCUCAAAAUCGACCUCAAUGUUUUUGUGUGGCAUUUCAACAAGGGCCUCAAUAGAACCCCAUAUUUUUUCAACAGGUUGUGGUGAGGCUGUUGUUUGAUUGGUUGGUGUGUUUUGUGUUGAUUGGCAGAUCUGGCAUCACUCUUUCUACAAUGAGCUCCGUGUGGCCCCAGAGGAGCACCCCACCCUGUUGACAGAGGCCCCCCUUAACCCCAAAGCCAACAGGGAGAAGAUGACCCAGGUGAUGACCCUCAUACACUACAGCUGGGACUUGGUCCAAUGUAUAUUUCUAACCCAGCCUUUUAAGGCUGUGUAAUGCACUUGAUAUAUACAGAAGGAAUGUGUUACAUGAUGCUAUGACCUUUGAUUAGUGCCAUGAGAAUGGUAUGCUUACUGUCAAAAUGUUAGUGUGAAAAAUAACACUGUAACCUAAACAAAUGUUCCUGUUCUAGAUUAUGUUUGAGACCUUCAACGUUCCAGCCAUGUACGUAGCUAUCCAGGCCGUUCUGUCCCUUUACGCCUCUGGUCGCACAACAGGUCAGUCUAACACACCUAGUCAAAACCAGCCUCAUUUUACACUGACCAUUCAGUUCCACUGAGUCUUAACCUUGUGUCCUCCCAAACCUGUGUCCUCCUAAACCUGUGUCCUCCUAAACCUCCACAGGUAUUGUCCUUGACUCUGGUGAUGGUGUCACCCACAACGUCCCCAUCUAUGAGGGUUAUGCCCUGCCCCACGCCAUCAUGCGUCUGGACCUGGCUGGCCGUGAUCUCACUGACUACCUCAUGAAGAUCCUGACCGAGAGGGGCUACUCAUUCGUCACCACUGGUCAGUAGGAACUGUGGGAUGGUCAAAUCUCUGAUGACACUAUAUUUUCUCAUACUGUACAGUACAUUACUUUUAAGCAGAGGCCUAUGCGGAUACAGAAGUGCUGUUCUACCAAUCAAUCGAAGUUCUUGAUCUAACCUCCCCCGUAUUCUCCUAUCUCUAGCUGAGAGAGAAAUCGUUCGUGAUAUCAAGGAGAAGUUGUGCUACGUCGCCCUGGACUUUGAGAAUGAGAUGGCCACUGCUGCCUCCUCCUCCUCUCUGGAGAAGAGCUAUGAGCUUCCCGAUGGUCAGGUCAUCACCAUCGGCAAUGAGAGGUUCCGCUGCCCCGAGACCCUCUUCCAGCCCUCCUUCAUCGGUAAUCCCCCUCUCUUUUUGUUAUCCCUCUUUCACUCUCUCCAUCUGCCUUUCUCUCAAGAGUUUGAAACAAAGAUCUAUCUCUGUCUCUUGUGACUCAGUGUGAUUUCCUCUGGUUUCUCCCCAGGCAUGGAGUCUGCUGGUAUCCAUGAAACCACAUACAACAGCAUCAUGAAGUGUGACAUUGACAUCCGUAAGGACCUGUACGCCAACAACGUCCUGUCAGGAGGUACUACCAUGUACCCUGGCAUCGCAGAUAGAAUGCAGAAGGAGAUCACAGCUCUGGCCCCCAGCACCAUGAAGAUCAAGGUGUGUAGAAGAUACUAACAUACAGAGUUAACUUACACGUCACUGUGUGAGAUGUUAUACAGUGAUUUGAACUUGUUCAAUAUAGUAUUCCUCCUAAUUGUAAAGGUCUAUUUUUGCCAUUCACAGCCAGUAACGAUAUUGGCCCACUUCAACGCAAUUAUCCUUUCCAAGUUUUGACCUCUUUUCUAUUAAUAUAAAUCUUUGUCUUCAUAAGUGUUUCAGGAUUUGAGUUAAGUUGUUAAGACUCAAUCUGAAGCUGAAUAUCACUGAUAUUGUCUUACUAAGUUUCAUUGUACUGUACCUUAUUCAUUGCACAUAUGUGAUUUGCUCAUUCUGUGUAUUAAAUGAUCUCUUCUGUGUUACCAGAUCAUCGCCCCACCUGAGAGGAAGUACUCCGUCUGGAUCGGUGGCUCCAUCCUGGCCUCCCUCUCCACAUUCCAGCAGAUGUGGAUCAGCAAGCAGGAGUACGACGAGGCCGGCCCUUCCAUUGUGCAUCGCAAGUGCUUCUAA